Centruroides sculpturatus (bark scorpion) is the source of this 5877-nucleotide messenger RNA. RefSeq names its product sodium-driven chloride bicarbonate exchanger-like (gene Ndae1). The transcript has 24 exons. The coding region runs from base 52 to 3762 and encodes 1236 amino acids. Gene Ontology annotation, biological process: regulation of intracellular pH; bicarbonate transport; monoatomic anion transport. Gene Ontology annotation, molecular function: sodium:bicarbonate symporter activity; solute:inorganic anion antiporter activity; monoatomic anion transmembrane transporter activity. Lineage: Eukaryota; Metazoa; Arthropoda; Arachnida; Scorpiones; Buthidae. The record is from RefSeq and is a predicted model, not a curated record. Gene Ontology annotation, cellular component: plasma membrane.
UUGACUAUUUCUUCUGGUUUCCUUGGCAGGCCAGGUCACAAUUCUCGAGUGAUGGAACCUUCUGCGCCAGACGAAGCGCCUAGAGAUCCCGGAGCUUUGAUUACCCAUCCUAGUUACACAGACCAGGAUUUCGAGGGUCACAGAGCUCACACUGUAUACGUAGGCUUGCACGUUCCUGGUUAUCGUAGGAGGAGUCAUCAUCGUCGCCAUCAUCGUCAUCAUAAAAAUGGUCAAAAGAAACGAGAAGAUGGGACUACUGCGGAUUACAACAAUGAAUUCCAUAAGCCAGUUACACCACCAGCAGAGCGUGUUCAUUUUAUUCUUGGAGAGGACGAAGAUGGUACACAUGAAGCUCAUCCACUGUUCAGUGAGAUGGAAGAAUUACAUGGAGAUGGAGAUGAUAUGGAGUGGAGAGAAACAGCAAGAUGGAUUAAGUUUGAAGAGGAUGUUGAAGAAGGCGGUAAUCGAUGGUCCAAACCACAUGUUGCUACCAUAUCCUUACAUUCCUUAUUUGAACUCCGAAGUUGUAUUUUAAAUGGCACAGUUAUGUUAGAUAUGGAAGCACAAAAUUUAGAACAAAUUUCUGACCUUGUAUUAGAAAAUAUGGUCAAUUCUGGUCAAUUACAAGCUGACUUUAGGGAUCGGGUCAAGGAGGCUUUGUUAAGAAGGCAUAGACAUCAACAUGAAAGGAGGCAUGAAUGGAGUGAGAAAAGUUCUAGAUUACCACUUAUUCGCUCAUUAGCUGAAAUUGGAAGAAAUUCUAGUAAAAGCAUGUUCGGUUCACAUAAUUUUUUGGACAUAAUUGGUGGUGGGGCAUCACCCCCUACCACACCCAACGCCCCAUCGGCACAAGGGGAAUGGAAACCACACUUCAGCAAGUACCUGGCUCUACCUGGUUCACCUGCUAAUAACAACCAUGAUGUAAUACCAAAAAGUCCAAGUUCUAAUUCUCUUCAGAUGCACGUUCCACAUCCCCAAUUAGCACAAGCAGGUUCAACUCUUGCAGAUUCUUCUGCUGGUAAUACAAGUUCUGCAGAUCUACAACACAGGCUAAAUCAAGGUUUUAUGAGGAAAAUUCCACCCGGUUCAGAGGCUUCUAAUAUAUUAGUUGGGGAAGUAAAUUUUUUAGAUCGUGCAAUAAUAGCCUUUGUACGUCUCAGUCAGGCUUGUCACCUUGGAGAUUUAACAGAAGUUCCAGUUCCUACACGUUUCUUAUUCAUGUUAUUAGGACCUCAGGGGAAUCUUACACGUUAUCAUGAAAUAGGAAGGGCAAUAGCAACAUUAAUGUCUGAUGAAGUUUUUCAUGAUGUAGCAUAUAAAGCAAAAAGUAGACAAGAUUUAUUGGCAGGAGUGGAUGAGUUUUUAGAUGCUGUAACAGUUUUGCCACCUGGUGCUUGGGAUCCAAGUAUUCGUAUUGAACCUCCAAAUCAGUUGCCUUCUCAGGAUGGAAGGAAAAAGAAUGAACCUGAACAUAAAAUAGAUACAGAAGAAGAAGAAGAAAAAGAAAGAGAAGAAAGUGGAUUAAAGAGAACUGGAAGAUUGUUUGGAGGUCUUAUUAAUGAUGUGAAACGUAAAUUACCAUGGUAUUUGAGUGAUUUUAAAGAUGCCUUGGCUCUUCAAUCAGUAGCAUCAGUAUUUUUUCUAUAUUUUGCUUGUCUUACUCCAAUCAUUACUUUUGGUGGAUUAUUAGGUGAAGCAACUAAGAAACGGAUAGCAGCAAUGGAAAGUUUACUAUCAGGUGCAAUAUGUGGUAUUAUUUAUGGUCUUUUUAGUGGACAGCCCUUAACUAUUCUUGGAAGUACGGGACCAGUUUUAGUGUUUGAAACAAUUUUAUUUGAUAUCUGCAAAGAAUAUAAUUUACAAUAUUUAUCACUUCGUUUAUGGAUUGGAAUAUGGACUUCUAUUAUUUUGUUUUUAUUGGUGGCAUUUGAUGCAAGUGCUCUUGUAUGUUAUAUUACUCGAUUUACAGAAGAAAAUUUUGCUACUCUUAUAUCUCUGAUUUUUAUUUACAAAGCUAUCGAAAAGGUACUUCAUAUAGGUGAUAAAUAUCCUAUGGAGAGCUCACUUCCCUUAAUACUAAAUAAUAAUACUAACUGUUUUUGUGAAUUGUCAAAUAAUACAACAACAUUAUCAAUUGGAAAUUAUAAUCUGGUAUCUGCAUUCAAAAAAGAAUGUAUUAAUUUAAAUGGGACAUUAGUGGGUGAUGCAUGUAAAGUACCUGAAUCAGUUCCUAAUGUCUUCCUUUUCUCAAUUAUUUUAUUUGCUUCCACAUUUGUAGUUUCUAUAUGUUUGAAAGAUUUCAGGUUUACUCCCUUUUUUCCAUCUAAGAUUCGUCUUGUCAUCAGUGACUUUUCAGUAGUGAUAGCAAUUUUAUUGAUGACAGUAAUAGAUUUGUGUGUUGGAAUCAAUACACCAAAAUUAGAAGUUCCACAAGAGUUUAAGCCAACAUGGCCAAAAAGAGAUUGGUUAAUACCAUGGUUUGGAACCAAUCCCUGGUGGACAGCAUUAGUUGCAGUAUUGCCUGCUCUUCUAUGUACAAUUUUAAUAUUUAUGGAUCAACAAAUAACUGCUGUAAUAAUAAAUCGAAAAGAAAACAAAUUAAAGAAAGGCUGUGGAUAUCACCUUGAUCUGUUUGUUUUAGCUGUAUUAAUUGCAAUCUGUUCUAUUUUGGGUCUGCCAUGGUUUGUUGCUGCAACUGUCUUAGCUAUGACACAUGUGAAUUCAUUAAGAAUGGAAUCUGAAUGUUCUGCACCUGGUGAAAAACCACAAUUUUUGGGAGUUAGAGAACAGCGUGUUACUCAACUAUGCAUAUUUACUCUUGUAGGUUUAUCAGUAUUUUUUACACCAGUUUUAAAGUUAAUACCAAUGCCAGUUUUAUUUGGUGUAUUUCUUUAUAUGGGCUUUUCAUCACUUAAAGGAUCUCAGUUAUAUGAUCGUAUAUUAAUUUUAUUUAUGCCACAAAAAUACCAACCAGAUCUUACAUUUUUGCGACAUGUACCUACUACUCGAGUUCAUCUGUUUACUUUAGUACAACUGGUUUGUCUUAUUUUACUAUGGGUUAUUAAAUCCUACAAGCCAACUUCAAUUGCCUUUCCACUGAUGCUUGUAGUAAUGAUUGGAGUUCGAAAAUUACUUGACUUUGUAUUUACACAAAGAGAACUAAAACUUCUAGAUGAUGUUAUGCCUGAACACACAAAAAAAAAGAGGGAAGAAGAUAUGCGUAAACACGAAGAAGAGAAAAAGGGUGCUUUUACAGAGCCUCUGGCGAACGCAUUAGAGUUUUCCUGUACUUUUGGGUCUCCAAAUGAGACAUCUUACUGGAAUCAGUAUCAGGGAAUGUUACUACCAAAUGCUAGUUCAGGAAAUGUUGCUAUUCCUCUUGCAAAUGGUAACAUCUUAAAGGUACCCGUGGAAAAAUUUAAAGGAGAAAAUGAAUCCGGUGACCAGUCGGCCAUUAACAUAUCAGAACAACUAGCACAAACUGGACUUUGGCAAAGUAUUGAUCAGCAAGUUCAGAAGACACCACAACUCCAGCCAAAAUCAGUCUUUGUUAAUGCUGUCAGCAGGAAGAAGAAGAGGGGGAGAGCAAAGAAAGAUGCAAAGAAUGAAGAAGAACGUAGACGAUUGUCUACCAUGGCAGAAGAAGAUGAUGAGGAUGACUGUGGAAUAACCAUCAAGAUUGAUGCUCCCACUCCGUGCCCUUCAAACGGUCCCUCCCUGCACAAUUCCCCAACAGAUAAGCACAACGAGACUUCUGUUUGAUCAAUGUAUUAAUUAGAAAAAAAUUAGUUCAAUUCAUAAUAUCUAAAUGAUUAAAAUAGAAUUUGUAUUGCCUUACUUACAUAUCUAUUUAAUCAUUGAAGUGAGUGAGAUGCAGUACAAUUCUGGAAGAGAAAUAAGGUAGCUAUUUGUAAUGACAAUGUGAAGAACAUUUAAUACAUUACCACUAAUUAUAUGAAACAUUCAAACAUAGAAUUAAAUAGAUCUGUAAAUAGCAUCAUCUGAAUGUCAUUAGGAUACAUGAACUUGCAAAAUGGUGAAAAUAUUUGUAUUAGCACAUCGGGAAAACUGCUGUCAAAAGUUGCAUCUUACGAAUUGCAAUUGACAAACUUGAAAAAACCAAAGCUGUCGAUUCAUAUGUUGUCACGAACAUUUUAGUAUUAAUCGGCAAACAGUCGGACAGUGACGAAAAUAAUAAUUUCUGACUGUUAGUGCACCUUGCUUUGGGAGUGACGGUUGGUGAUGGAAGCUAACUGCUUUACAUAAUAGGUUUCUGAUGCCUUUAUUUCAAUUUUUGUUUAUGAAAUAAUUUGUGGGUUACAAUUUAUAAAGAAACUGUAGUAAAACAUUGCUAGUCUCUUAAGUGUUUGUUGGUGUAAUUAGAAACAUCUAUCUAUAUUUGUCACUAUCAAGAAUUACUGGAAAUAGAGAAUUAAAAAGCAAAGUAGUUUGUUGUAUCAAAUAGAUAGAUGCCUUUCUUUUCCUGUGAUGGGUGGUUUCCAGUUUGUUCUGAAAUUAUUUCAGAUAGCUAGAACAUCACCAUUUUAUUUUUAAUCAUGAGGAAGAAGAAUAAAAUGAAAUGUGUAAAUUUUUAAUAUAGUUUAAUUUCAAAAACUUUGGAAAUUAUUCUGUGUGCCUGGCAAUAGAUGAAUCUUUUAUUUCAUUUAAAGUGAUACAUGUAUUCAAGAUAUUGCAAUGCAGGGUUUCCCAAGUUAAAUUCACAGAAUCCUGGGGUCCACAGAAUCUCAAUUUUUAUUCUGCAGACAUUCCAGGAUUCUAAAAAGUAAAAACUAAAGUUCUGUGAGAAAAUUUCCAUAAGUAAAAAAUGAUAAUGUGAUCCUUUUUUUUUUGCAGAAAAAUUUUCUGAAAUUCUGCAAAAAUUUUAUUUAAAUAUAAUGAUCUGUUGCCAAAUUAAAUUGGGAAACACUGCUGUAAUGAGAAGCAAUUGUUUUUUAGGGUACAGAAAGACAAUAUGCAAGAUGUGUAUCAAACUUAAGUUUAUGCAUAUUUAUAGUUCACUCAGGCUUUUUAUUACUUUUUUAAUUUAAAUAUUAAAAUUAGUGGCAGCAUUUCUACAAAACCAGAAUUUAAAUUUGAAUGAUUAUUAGGAGAAGAUAAAGAUAAUGAAAUGCCAAUCAGGAUAUAUCUAAUACACAAUUGCCCUGCCAGAAACGUAUGUUAUAGUUAAAUUUAUUAAAGACGAAUUUUUUUUAAUAUCAUAUUUAAGUACUCGAAUAGUUUGCUUUUAUGAUUCUACUUUAAAUCGGUGAUAUCUUUGACAGUGCCAAAAUUAUCUCGUCCCAGAAAAUCAAAGGAAACUGCAGACACAAUCAUCAGAUCACUGGUAUGCUAUAUGCAUAAAUUUAAAGAAAUCUAUUUCAAUUAUAAUAUAAUGAUUGUAUGUAGGAGAUAGGAGAAAUGUUUUAAUAUUUUCUUUCUUCUUUCAUAAUUUUUGCAAGCAAUAGUCUUCAUAUCAUUCACAAGUAAAAGAUUUUUAGCAAUAAGUCACAAUGAUAGCAGGUAGUUUAUAUGGGUGUAUAAUACUUCUAUGUUAAUCAAAACCAAUGUAAAAAUUAUGUACUUGUACUCUAUUCUAUAUCCAUCUUAACCUAUCUCCCACUGGCAGGGCUGUAAAAAUUUAAAAAAGAAAAAAUUAUUUAUUAAAAAUAUUUAAGUGCUGAUACUGUUUACUGUUUUAUUAUAAUUAAUUUACACUAUCUCUUGUUUUAAAAAAAACUGAUAAACCACAUUUUAAUACACAAUUAGUAUUGUAAUGAACACCGAAUUCAAGAUAAGCACUGCAUAUUUUUAUACAUAAAACCAGAGCCGGCCCUACCAUAGGGUGAACGGAGCAGCCGCUCCAGGCGCUAAGUUCUA